AUGGACGCAUUCGACUCCAAAUGGCAGAGAACCGACUGCGAGGACAAGGGGGCGGAGCUCUCCUUCCAGGGAGCCGAAUUGCAGAGGCAACCAUUGAAGAUGGACCAGGAGGGGAGGACAGACGGCGGUGCGACUUCUGCCGCCAAUCUUAUGGUGCCCACGGAACUAACAACACCAGACUUGAUCGAAGCAUACUCUGGCGACAAAGUGGAUACCUUCGACCGUGACAGCCGCAGGAUUGACACCUCUACCCAGACCAACAAUUCAGGCCCACUCAAGCAGCAAACGCACCGACGACCGGACAAGCACCCGUGCCGCUUCUGUCCUUACUCAUGCUCUUCUGCAGCGGAUGUCGCCGUCCACGAGAGGACACACACUGGCGAGAGGCCCUUCAGUUGCGAUGCCUGCAAGAAAACGUUCGUGCGGAAGUCUCACUUGACAGCUCACGAUAGAAUUCAUACCGGAGAGAAGCCGUUCAAGUGCAACACGUGCAGCAGGGCGUUUACUCAGAGAACCAGUUUGGCGGUUCAUGAGAGGACUCACACAGGAGAAAAGCCGUACAGGUGCGAGACCUGCAGUAGAGCGUUUGCGGCUUAUUGCAAUUUACACACUCAUAGGAAGAUACAUCGCAAGUGA
Ixodes scapularis (black-legged tick) is the source of this 636-nucleotide messenger RNA. Its product is annotated as zinc finger and SCAN domain-containing protein 22-like. NCBI's taxonomy places the organism in Eukaryota, Metazoa, Arthropoda, Arachnida, Ixodida, Ixodidae. The transcript has 3 exons. The record is from RefSeq and is a predicted model, not a curated record. The coding region runs from base 1 to 636 and encodes 211 amino acids.